UAUGAGAACUCCCCAGGUGCGACAUCCAGAACGUAAUUCCUUCUUCACACUCGGAAUCAGAACCGUCAGAGAAUAUCAGGCUAAAAUAUGUCUGUAGAAACCCGUGAUGCACAAAAUUCGAGUGCCUCCCUUAUAAGCAUUUGGCCGGAAUGGUCUGAGCAGGAUAUUUUAGGGGAAAAAUGGGACGCCCAAGGAAUACUGUCGCAAAGUGCAAAAAGUGCAAAAGACCCGAAAGGUCGCAGUGCCUCAUUCGAAGAUCCUGAUGGACGGACGCGUUUGCCGCAAAGUCUUAUGUCUGUCGUUCGCGACUGGAAGCGACCCCAGGAACUGUUCGGAGAAAAUUUGUGUGUUGUUCGCAAUGUGAACUACAUCAACCUUAAGGAUGCCAAUUCCCAUCUCAUGCGCAGUGAAUUAAUACGGCAUUUCAUCAGCUAUGUCACGUUCAUCUGGUUCAGUGCACAGAGAAAGAAAAUUCACAAAGGAUCUGUGACAUCUUCAGUGCAGGCUCAUCCGGUUCUCGGGCCGUUCUCAGUGGCUGUAAGCGAUGCACCUGCUAAAAGUGCAGUGGGAGGCCAUAAAGAAUCUAAAGUUAAUCUAAGCGCAAAAGAUAUGAUGUCUGCAAAAAGCUCUCAGCCGGAUUUCGCGGUGGGUCGCCCAGCUUGCUUUGAAACUGAGCCAAUGGCUGAUUGGGCGCCUUGGAAUUUAAUUUUCGGUGGCCCGAUGGUGGCCGGAAAGACGACAGUCAAAGGGGACGCCGGGCAGACUUUGCCUCAGUACAAUCCCAAUGGAAAGUACGCGGUGCGACUAUUCUGGAUGGGAACGUGGCGUAAAAUAAGUGUCGAUGAUCAGAUACCAGUGGAUGAAAAUAAUCACAGUCUGCUACCGAUUUGCUCAGAACCCACGGAAAUCUGGCCAGUUAUUUUGUCCAAAGCCGUAUUGAAAAUUGCCGCCUUAGAUUUUGGAGGAGGAUUAUCUAGUUCCGAAUUUGGCGAUCCGGCUUUUAUACUGCAUGUUCUAACUGGAUGGGUUCCAUACGUUAUCUAUCUGGAUAAUCCAAAAUUUACAAAAAAAUUCAUGUGGAAUAAGUUGCAAGCCUUGCUUGCUGUUAACCGGAAAUCUCCACCCGAGGAUAUCCUGUCCGCAUUAGCAGUAAACUGGGACAUUCGAACUAUACCAGCAGUUCGAGAAUGGAAGCUAGAGAAUCACCCAAAUAACUUGCAGAAAAUUGAUAUCUUGCGAAUGGAGCGAGCAAAUGCGGCAAACAACCUCUCAUCUGCUGCUACGGCUAUGGCUAGCGCUCCGGUAUCCAGCCAGUCGACCGCAAACUCACUUGCUCCCAAAGCUGCUGCCCGAGGAGCAAGCGCUGUACCGCGCAAACCAGACGCAGCGUCUCCAAGUUCCCUAGUCAUUCCACAGAAUCCUGUACACAGUGCAGAAACACCAAAACUUGCGAAACAGCGAAAGAUGCCGGAAAUAUUUUUAAUGGCAACGUACCGCAGUGCUCAUCAUGACCAGCCGAUAUUCGACAGAAAUAUACCUUCGCGUUCCGAAAACCUGUACAACAAUGGAUUUCUCCGGAGCGAAUCGCACCCUGUUUUCUUACGACGAAUGCGGGAUGUCUAUCCCAGGCGGUUAGCCAUCGCGGUCAUUCCACGCUACAAAAUGGUACGCCCACUCAAGGUGGCAGCCCAUCGGUACACGACAAAAGCAGACGGCGCCCGAUUGGCCAGGUCGCAUCCAGUUCGCUAUAUCGAAUUCUUAUCUUUAUUUUGGAGGGAAAACGGUCGGCUAGUCCAUCAGACCCCGAUCCGGGCAGAGAAACUCGUAAAGAAAGUGAUAGCAUCGCCGGAAACUGAGAUCAGAUUUAAACCGACUGACGGAUAUCAACAACUGCUGCCACCGUUACCAGAGGACGCUGCGUAUCCACGGGUCAAGAAAAAAGUAAUUCCUGUAGAGCCUCCUCCGCCGCCACCGCCUUCACCACCUCCAACACCCGUUCACGGCGAGAAACCGGGGAAAGGAAAGGGCGGAGAAGCCGGCAAAGGAGCAGCGGUUCCUGUUCUUGAGUUACAAUCCCCACCACCACCAAUUCGUCCACCGGCGGGAAACGCCGAGGAACUACAACGUUCCACAAGACUGUCAUUCGGAUCCAUAGAAUUUAAUCAGUUUAUUGACAGCCUGGAGCAACUGUACAUUUUAUUCAAGCCAGAAUCGUUCGAUCACGUGGCCUCCUUCAGCUACUAUCAGCCCAAUGUUGUGGAUGGCCGGGUGGCCGUAACGAAGAAGAAAGGCGGAGCAGAACCAGCUGUACAGCAUAGUGUGAAUAAUGUGGAGACAACGCGUGCCACCCCCAAGCAGGUCGUAAACAGUGUACAAACAAAGUAUGGAAAAACCUUGCUAGAACUGCCGUCAGUAUUUCUGUUCGUGGAUAAUCCUUAUCCCACCAAUGUUAUUUUGUGCGUAUCGACGGUAUCGCGAUGGCCGUACGCGCCUCGAAACAGCGACUUCAAAUCACAGGAUCGUUUAAGUGUGGUGAUGGAUUCCGACGACGCGAGAACACCAGCUGCGGAAAAGCCAUAUCCAGUUAUUGUUACUGCAAAGCGGCAUAGCUGGUUGGAUUACAGCGUUCAACCCGCCCUUUUUACUGUAAAGACGUCAUCGGUUCAGGGUGUGUGCUACCACAUACCUGCUGGGAAACAUGUUUGGCGCCUAAGUGUAUCGUGCCCUAAUAGAAAAGAAUCAGAGCCGCAAGGGUUUGUCAUCAAGGCGAUCAGCAAAGAUCCUGUGCAAAUUGGUGCUGAAGAACAUAUUCUAAAGAUGACUGGCGCCGAUUCAUACUAUUUUACGGUAAUGGCUAAAAGAAUAUUGGCACCACUUCUCAAAUGGUGGCGCAUUAAUGGGACUCCGACAUUUGCACAUCCACCUCACCAUGAAAUCAUUAAACUGCUUGGGCUGGAAGAGGAUGCUCCUGACAAGAAUUCUCGUGGGGUAUUUUUAGAAGCUAUGCUUCGAGGAAUAUAUAACGCAAUCCAACAAAAUCUCAAGGAUUUUUGCCAUCCGAAAGCCUCGAUGGCGCUCAGGGCCUUUUUUAGCGACAUCACUACUACUAGCAUGUUAAAAUUCACUAGCAUCCAUCUAAUAAAGCGUGACUCAAAAGGCAACGCCCCAAUCCCGCUGUCCAAGGCCGACACCCAUGGCGGUCGUGCAACCGAAACUAUGAAACGAGGUAAGCAAAAGAAUGCUGAUUCCUCCAGAGAAACCAAGACCAACCCGGUGGCACCGUCCAGCCUACAAGUGGAAAAAGAUGUUCCAAAAAGCGCAAAAUCCGUUAAACAGCCGCCUGCAGCAGAUCUCACUAUAAAAUUUAAAAACACACCCGAAGCUCAAAAGGCGGUGAUUAUGUGGGAAAUGUACUUUUUCUCCAUUCGAGCUAAAGCUGUUCGAGAGGCGCGCCGUUCUGGGAGUAAAAAGAAAGACGCAGUUUUGAAAAUUUGCCAGGAAAUGCUGGAAGCCAUUACCAAAAUGGAGGGAAAUUUUUCUGCCUGUUUUCUACGUGGGCUGUGCCGAAACUUACCUGGGGACUGGCUUGACACCGAGUUCUUCAUCAGCCGAGAGAAUCGCUGUGUAUAUAAAGAUGUCUCUGGGAUGUUUGCUGAAUUCCUACCAAACUCCUGGCGGCUAAUAUUUCGGGAAACGUUUAGCGUCAGCGAGCCGGUUUUAAUGAAUUUCCGAUUAUCCAUAAGUUUGAAUUGCUGCCGUCUAUUUGUUGUGAAUAACGAUACCGGUGAAGCAGUCCCUUCGGUACUUUUUCAACCCCUGCCAUGCCUGUAUCACCCAAACGAAGCAGGUUAUACGGUUGUCGCUGAAGCCAAAUCUGGCCGUUCUCCAUGGCGAGGAGGAUCUUGGACACUGCGAGUGAUUGUUGGUCUGGACCCCUUAAAGCAUGAAAGCGCCCAAGCGGAUAUGUUGCUGCCUAAAUUUUCCAGUGCAGCACCACCGGUUGUUUUUCUUACAAAAGAGAUCAGUGACUACUUUCUGCCAGAGGUCAACAGUAGCACAAUCGCCAGAGUUGUGAUAAAAACCAAAACGCCAUCGAAUUGCACAAUCAGUUUCACCACAUCGGAUCCGGAAGUACUUAUGGAGGUUCUAAUAAUACGGAAGCAGGUGGUGAUGCACCGUGAAUGGGGACGAGGUUUAUGUAUUGUGCCUUCGUAUUACUUCAAGGAGGACAGCCAAAGCGAGCCGUACUUCCUACAGGCUAAUGUGUUAGAGAAUUCCUGGAUACUAUCUGCAGAAGACAGGAAGUUUUGCUACAGUGAACUAUUAAAGCGCUCCACUGUAGAAUACGGCCGAGAAACUCCCAUCCCCAUCCCCAUCAUAUCCCCAGCAAAAUCAGCCAAGGAGACGCCAGGAAAGAAAGGCAAAGGAAAAGACAAGGAUAAACUGGAGGAUAAGUUGGAAAUUAAAGAUGCCAUGGAUAGUGCUCGAAGCAAUAGAACAAAAGAUACUAAAGAGAAAGAUAAACCAACAGUUUUGGAUACCAGUCGCCCAUACUGGGCGGUCAGGUUUGUAUUGGACGCUAACGAUGCGGAUUUCGAAUGUAAGCGGGAUACGGAGAAAGACGACUCGUUGAAAGCGAUGCUUACCGCCGCUAUGGCCGGCGACUCUACGAUUCUUCAACGAGGAAAGAACUUCCGGGAUGAUUACCUGAAGAGAGCAGCAACAAAUGGCUUUAUUGCACCAGAUGCACAUGAGUAUGCGGACUGGAGUACAAACUGGCCGCGGCCUACAGGAAACUGCUUGGCAUCGUUCGAUUGGUCCGCAUUUGUUCGACGAGGAUCAGGUGAAUCAUCGAUGGAGUAUGAUUCGUGUACGCACGAGCAACGCAUUGCGGAACUAAGAGGACGUUACGAAGCUGCCGUAAGUACCAGGAACGAGUGGAUAGCAACAGAAAGGAGGAAUCGCGAUGAGCAGAUAGCCAGCCAGGUUCAAAUGCACAAAAGCUUGCUGGAAAACGUUGUUGCGAGAAGACUGCAGUAUAUGGACAAGAGGGAGACGUUAAGUAAGCUUCUGGACGAGCAGGAGGGACGAACCGGGAUUGUUGCGCCACCAGAGCUUCCGACGAAGACCGUCGAAAAGAAAAAGAAAAAGUAAAACUACCUGAAUUUUUAAAAAGCUUGGUUUCGGGUUUGGAAAUUCGCGCCAUUAUAAUUAAUGGUUCGCAAUCCGGAGCACAUAUGCAAAUGUAAAAUGUUACUGUAUCCGCAAAUAAUUAGUACACCGGCUUUCGUGACAUAUCUUGUUAUUAAGCACUGUUACGUUCGCGAAGUUGUUAUAUUUACAUUGCACGAUAAUGAUAAUAUCUAGCGGUGCUUGUACGUUUUCCGUUUACAAUGAGCAGUAGCAACAAACUAUAAUGAACU
Molecule: messenger RNA, 5423 nt
Organism: Paramacrobiotus metropolitanus
Lineage: Eukaryota; Metazoa; Tardigrada; Eutardigrada; Parachela; Macrobiotidae
Exons: 10
Coding region: 88-5154 (1688 amino acids)
Biological process (GO): proteolysis
Molecular function (GO): calcium-dependent cysteine-type endopeptidase activity
Source: RefSeq, a predicted model, not a curated record